GGGGGGUGGGUGGGGGGUAUUUGGGGAGGAGGUCCUGUCCGAUCUCAUCCAAACCCAGUGAUCACACUUUACUCUGUGUUUCUGCACAAAUACAGGACCCGCAGCUUCAGCACAAAUUCUUUGCCGCAGCCUUUAUUUAUUUAUUUAUUUGUUUGUUUGUUUGUUUAUUUAUUUAUUUUUGAACCCGAAAGCACAUUUCAUUUCUGUGCUGAGGAUGCGCGCGCGCGGGUCCGGCAGUACACCUCCUCCUCCUCCUCCUCCUCUUCCUCCUCUUUCUCCUCCUCGCCUUGUGGUUAAUGUAGUGUAAAUGUGGUGUGAUGUAAGGAGUGUUCUCCAUGGCGUCUCAGCAACAGUCCCGGAUCCAGUCUUACCUGGAGAGGAAUAAAAUCGGACCCCUGUUUGAGGAAAUGAUGACCAAACUGAUAACUGAGACCCCAGACCAUCCGAUUCCCUUUCUAAUCGGACAUUUACAGACCAAGCACGAAAGUCCAGGCCACCGGCUUCACCGAACGCUGUCUGGAUCUGCGGCUCUGUGGGCCGAGACUGACUGUUCAGAACACAAAAGUAAUCGACGGGAUUUUAGGAGUUAUGACAGAGCGUGGCAGAUUCACCCCAAAAAGCCCAAGAAGUCCAAGAGCGACUUAGCGGUGUCCAACAUUUCUCCUCCUUCUCCUGAGUCUAAGUCAUUGCCUCGUUCCAUAGAGUGUCCCUCAUGGGACUGGAGGACCAAACCCGAGAGCCGAGACUUUGACGAGCUCAACCACAUCCUGCGGGAGAGCAAGAAGCUGGGCAAAGCAUUGGAGAACCUGUCCCGAAGUAUUGCCUUAUCUGAUGAGCUUGAUCAGGACUUGCGGCUUUAUAACUCAGUGUUGCGGCCCCGUGUCGUGGGUGAGUGGCUUGGUAGAGACGAAGACGACGCUGAUCCGCUGGCCGCUGAGAUGCUCCAGCCUCCUGUCCCGAGGGCAAAGAACGAGGGAUGGAGCAGCCGAGACACCAGUCCUGCAGGAAGUCUCAAGAUGGAGGUGAAGACGAAAGGGCUGAAGCAACAGCAGCAGCACCGGAAGAAGCUCCUGGCGGCCAUGUUGUCUCAGGACUCGUUCGACUCCAUGGCUAGCUCGGCUCCGUCCGUCACCGAGGACGAGAUGGAGGACGAGGACGACGCCAUGGAGCUUCUGGAGGACCUGGAUGACCUGAGGAUGGAGGGGGUCAUUGGCCUGGUUCCUUCUGGCAGUAAGUUCAGCCAAGGGCGCAGCUCCUACUGCCCCGAACCGCAGGCCAAAGUCACCCUUAACAUCUGCUCAAGGUGUGCCAGGCUUCAGGGGGAUAGUCUCGCUCCAGCCGGCGCUGAGGAGGAACCAGCACCGCAUAUUCCUGAGCAGGCCGUGCCUGAAGUGACAUGUCCAUUGCCUGGAGUGACAGAGCCUCUGACUGCCGCCGAGCUGGAACUCCAGGGUGCUUCUCAAGUGUCUGCUCCGCGCUAUCCUGCAUGGGCGUCGGACGUGAAGCCGGUGAGAGGCACAAGCCCACAGGCACAGCGCCGUGCUCUACAGCUGGAGGAGCUUCUCUUUUCUAAAGAGCUGGAGAACAUGGGCAAGCACCUCGCUGAGGUGGAGAAGGACUUGGCCAAGCUGGCUGAACAAGGGAAGCUCAGUAGAAGUCCCAUCAGCCCUCACAGCAGCCUGCUCCUGCCCGUGAACCCCCACAGUGCCAACGCGCUGCCCAUGUCAGGCUUCAGCUCCAAGCCCAACUCGCCAAGCAAGACUCCCAUGCUGCCGCUCAUCAUCAGCCGGACUAAAUCUCCCAGCAACCCCUGCAGCCGAGCCCAGACUCCCAGCAGACCACAGACGCCCAGCAGGCCCCUGACCCCCAACAGCCUCAUGAUGCGCUCUCUACCCACUACUAGCCACGGAAACCCAGAUCGUAUGUACAGGCGCUCAAGGAGCAGACCGGUUACCCCGACUGGGCAAAUAACACGACCUCUUCUGACCCCGCCAGGUCUCAGCAGCACGGACAGCUUCAGUCUGCGCAGCACACUGUCUGAGGAUGAGUUUUACCGGCAGCUGCAGGCCGUCAGACAGCCUUGGCUCAUCCCCAGUGACACUGAGAGUGAGUGCAUGGAGCGUCCAGAGCAGGACAAGUGUAACCCUGGCGGAAUGAGAGACGCCAGUAAGCGAUCGGUGUUUUCAGGCUUAUAACAUGACAACUGCAGACCGAGACCCAGUCAUAUUUAUGCAAUCUAAACGGGCAUUUUGAACAUUGUGAAUAAGCCAGAGAGACUUAUUUUUUAUAAUUCCUAUUAAAAGAAAAAGGAUUGUGUACUCUUUUUUUUUGUUUGUUUGUUUUUCCACAGAGGUUAAUAUUUCUUAGAACCUGGCACAUCUGUAUGCUAAAGUACAAAUACUUGAAAUUAGAGAAUGUAGUAUGUUGGUAAGAAUGCUGUCUAUCUGCUCUGUUUGAUUUGUUUGCCUUUUUAGCAUGCUUCCCAUUACUGAAUUUUGGGAGAAAACCUUGACCCAUGGCCUUGCAUUGAAGUUAUUUAUGUAUACGAUUUUAUGUGCCAACUGAUUUCAAAAAAAAAGAAGAAGAAGAAGAAGAAGAAGAAGAAGAAGAAGAAGAAAUUUUUGAUAACCAUUUCCAGCAAAGGAAAUGGCAGCCUUCUUUGGCGUUAGUUGGAUAUGUGAAUGUUAAAGCUUGGUAGAGAAGCACCCUUAAGCCGGGUUUACACUGUAUGAUUUUCAGCCCAAUUUUAUCAUUGCAUAUCACAAAAGAAUUCGGCUGCGUGAGUGCGGCAGAUUUAGUGCGAUCUCAUACAAAGAAAUAAAGUUCUGUCAGUGUUUGAAAUGUUUAAGUAGCAAUGUCGAAGCGUAAAGAAAACCCCAUCCUUAUUACCUCAAGCUCACGUUGAAGAAUGUUUCUGUUUUUCUGCUCAAGCCCGAACUUGAAUGUAAACAAGCAGAACGUAGACAUUUUUCUUUAAUCGCAGGUCUAUCGCUAGAGAAACUUCAUUUGAAAUAGAAUUUGAGUACGAUUUUUUGGGGUUUUUUUCGGGGAUCAUCUCAUACAGUGUAAAAGGCUUUAUUCUGUAUCACUGCCCUGGAUGACCAACACAGCAAGCACUCUUUUACUUCCUACGAUGAAUGACAAAAGUAGCGUGUAGAACAAGAUGAGAUUUAUUUGUUAUUUUGUACUAAUGAUGCAGUACGUAUAUAGCCUGAUACACCUUGUAUGAUGCAAAUUAAACGGAUUUAUACGGUUCCUUGUCUUGUCCUGUGUCCGUUUGUACGGGAUAUACGAUAUACAUGCGUACCGUAUAGCCGAAUGUAUGUGGACACCCCUCCUAAUGAUUGAGUUCAGGUGUUUCAGGCACACCCAUUGCUAACAGGUGAAUAAAAUCAAACCCUGGGAGGAAACCCCGGGAAGCACAUGCAAACUCCGCGUACACAGGGAAGAGGUGGGAUUCGAACCCCAAACCCCGGAGGGGCGAGGCAAACGUGCUAACUACUAAUCCACCGUGAUUAUGAAAAAAUAAAUAAAUAGAAUAAAUUACUUUCAAGAUUCCACUCUCAAAACAAAGAGGGGUGAGGGUGUUGUUGUUGUUGUUGUUGUUGUUCUCUUUCUUUAAACCUUGUCAUGAUGGAGGUGGUGUCUAAUAGCCGAUUCUGAAACUUGCCAACCCCAAAAAUCUUACUGUGCAU
Messenger RNA from Ictalurus furcatus (blue catfish), 3695 nucleotides. It is a transcript of the gene c23h8orf34, whose product is annotated as chromosome 23 C8orf34 homolog. Bases 336 to 2195 code for a protein of 619 amino acids. The transcript is spliced from 15 exons. NCBI's taxonomy places the organism in Eukaryota, Metazoa, Chordata, Actinopteri, Siluriformes, Ictaluridae. The record is from RefSeq and is a predicted model, not a curated record.